Messenger RNA from Rhododendron vialii, 1719 nucleotides. Its product is annotated as GDSL esterase/lipase At5g33370-like. Bases 147 to 1421 code for a protein of 424 amino acids. Gene Ontology annotation, molecular function: hydrolase activity, acting on ester bonds. Lineage: Eukaryota; Viridiplantae; Streptophyta; Magnoliopsida; Ericales; Ericaceae. The record is from RefSeq and is a predicted model, not a curated record. The transcript is spliced from 4 exons.
AUAAGGGAGUAUAUAGAACAGGUUGUUUUAAUUAUUGCACACUGCCAAACAACUGCCCAAAUUGAAUAUAGUGUAACCACUAAUUGUACUGGCAAAAAGCUUUCUGUAUUUCUGUGUGGUCCAUUGGGACUCAUCAAUUUAGUCUCAUGUGUGUCUUUAAUCUUUCUACAAAUAUAAAAACCCAUCACUUGAUAAUUUUCCAAGCACACCACCACUCCUCUCCAAGACCAAGCCCUCCAUUUUUUCCUAGCAAAAAAGAAAGGGGAAAAAAGACCAUAAGAAGAGUUGGCAAUUGUGAGUUAAGGUCUUUCCUAGCAAUGGCAGGUCCUAAGUUUGUGUGGGUCAUUGUCCUGGGGCUUGCAUUGGGGGUGGUAUGCUCUGUCCCUAAGGCCGAGGCGGUGCGUGCGUUCUUCGUGUUCGGAGACUCCCUCGUCGACAACGGCAACAACAACUUUCUGGCCACCACGGCCCGCGCCGACUCACCGCCUUACGGCAUUGACUACCCGACGCACCGACCCACCGGCCGCUUCUCUAACGGCUAUAACAUCCCCGAUCUUAUCAGUCAAAAUAUUGGCGCAGAAACAACAUUGCCGUACCUUAGUCCGCAGCUUACCGGUCAGAGACUACUCGUCGGUGCCAACUUUGCUUCUGCUGGAAUUGGUAUUCUUAACGACACCGGAAUCCAGUUUGUAAACAUUAUAAGAAUAGCACAACAGUUUCUAUAUUUUCAACAAUACCAGCAAAGGUUAACCGCUCUGGUAGGAAGUGCGCAGGCAAAUAGACUGGUGAGCCAAGCCCUUGUGCUGAUCACACUGGGAGGCAAUGACUUCGUCAACAACUACUUCUUGGUGCCCUACUCUGCUCGGUCUCGCCAGUACAAUCUCCCCGACUACGUCCGCUUUGUCAUCUCCGAGUACCAGAAAGUCUUACAGAGACUUUAUGACUUGGGGGCGCGGAGGGUGCUGGUGACGGGUACAGGACCAUUGGGCUGUGUCCCGGCUGAACUGGCGAUGCGCGGCAGCAGAAAUGGGGAAUGCAUACCGGAACUCCAAAGAGCAGCAGCCCUGUUCAACCCACAAAUGAUCCAGAUCAUCAACAACCUCAACAGAAGAAUCGGGUCCAACGUCUUCGUCGCGGUUAACGCUCGGGAAUCGCACAACGAUUUCAUCAGCAACCCUCAAGCCUAUGGGUUCGUGACAUCCAAGAUAGCAUGUUGCGGGCAGGGGCCGUACAAUGGUCUCGGGCUCUGCACAGCCGCAUCCAACCUGUGCCCGAACAGAGACUUGUACGCGUUCUGGGACCCGUUCCAUCCAUCCGAGAGGGCUAACAGGUAUAUCGUGCAGACGAUCAUGUCGGGCUCCACCAGGUACAUGUACCCGAUGAACCUCAGCACCAUCAUGGCCUUGGACUCCAUGGCAUGAACAGACAAAAUGAUCAUCAAUCCAACAAAAUAAUAUGUCUCAUUAUUCAAGGAAAAUCGCGCCUGAUCGAUUGUCCUCAUUUGUGUUUUCUCUUUCGUCAAGUGUCUGAUACUUUUGAAUGUGUGUUUGCAAGAGGUACCGUGUGAUGCCGCCUCUUUCUUUUCGGUUUUUAAUUUGGACUUUUUUUGGAUCGGUGCUAGGUAUACAGCAGCAAAUUGAGCAGCAAUGCUCGAUUAAAAUGCUGGGAAGUGUUGUUGAAAUUCUUGCUUGUUGUCAAUAAAUAGAAUAUCUUGUUUCU